Apiotrichum porosum is the source of this 8031-nucleotide messenger RNA. RefSeq names its product U3 snoRNP protein (gene UTP20). The record is from RefSeq and is a predicted model, not a curated record. NCBI's taxonomy places the organism in Eukaryota, Fungi, Basidiomycota, Tremellomycetes, Trichosporonales, Trichosporonaceae. The coding region runs from base 1 to 8031 and encodes 2676 amino acids. The transcript has 4 exons. Gene Ontology annotation, cellular component: 90S preribosome; small-subunit processome; nucleolus.
AUGUCCGAACCACCCCAAAAACGUUUCCGCUAUGCGACCUACACCGAGAAGAUUGGUGCCAUCUCGGUCGAUGUCGGCAAGCGCAAGGGAAUGUCCUGGGAGAGGGAGGAGUUUGGCGAGGAGGAGCAGAGUAAGACCCCGUUCACCGUCGAGCUCGCGCGUCUCGAGCUGCACGACUUGACGAUCCCGUACCAGGACCUGUCGCGUGCCGUGUUCCCCCUCACACGUACCCUCCCCAUGACCCUCCUCAACAUCCCCUCGAUCUUUGAUGUGUUUACGGCCUUCUUUGACCGCCUCAAGGACGGCGAGGACCACGCCAACUCGGGUCUCGACUCCGUCCUCUCCCUCCUCCAGGCCCUGUACGAGACCUGUCUCGGCGAGACGGUUUCGUAUGUCCCCGACACUGUCGCCCACCUCGUCCGUGUCGGUGCUCUCCGUGCCCUGGAGCCCAAGCUCGUUGAGCGCACCUAUUCCACUCUCUCCCUCGUCCUUCGCACCAUCGCCCCUACCCUCCUCAAGCCCGAGCAGGUCCCCACCCUUCGUGCCGCCUGGGGCCAUGUUCGCCCUUACCUGGGCCCCACCAACAAGGCCUAUGUCCGCAAAUGUAUUGCGGACGCGUGGGCCGGCGUGCUCCGCAAGGCUCGUGGCGAUGCUCUCUCGCGCCUCAUGGGUGCUCUCCUCGAGGAGGACACUCCUGGCAUGGAGUCUGUCUGGACCAACGCUAUCAAGGGCACGUCUGGGCACCUCCACUCGCGUGCAGUUCCCAUCUUCACUGCUCUCCUCGAUGAGCUUGCCGCCAACCCCACGGAUGAGAUCACUGCCACUCUUCGUCGCAUCUCCACGGCGCUUGUUCACCACUGCUCCAGUGGCGAGACCGCCCCGCUGGUUGAGGCUAUCCUCUCGCGCGUCGCUCCUGCUACCCCUUCAAGCUCGAAGCAGGCCAGCCGCGACCUCGCCCCGUCUACCGCCAUGCUGGAUGUUCUCUCGGCGUUCCUCACUACCCGCAAGGGCAAGCGCUUCCCUUCGACCCAGGUCAAGCCCACCAUGCUCAAGCUGCAGUCGCUUGUGCCCGAGGUCAAGGCCGCCACUGGAGAGGAGGCAAGCGCCUGGCGUCGCGCUGUCGUCGCCGCUAUUGUUGGAACCCUCGCGGCUGGUCACCUUGCUGAGUGGCUUUCGCCUGGUGUCGCCCUCAUCGACGCACUGUGGGCUGCGCUCAGCACCGCCGAGUCGUUUGCCUUUGUCAACAUGUGUAUCGCGUUCAAGUGGACCGGUGUUGAGCAGUUCCUCCUUGCUCACAUUGCUCGCACGGCGCUCACUGGCCUCAAGGACGACCCUCUCCCUACUCUGGUGCUCCUCAACAACCUUGCUGGAUCUGGAUUCCUGACCGGUGGUCUGAGUAACGUCCAGGGUGGCAGGUGGCGUGCUUCUCUCGUCACUGCUCUUGUCAAGCUCCUCAAGUCGAUUGUCGAGUCGCGUAUCGCAGAGGAGGACAAGCGUAUCUUUGGCCUCAUCCUCAAGCUCGUCCCUCACCUCGCCAGCGAAAGCGCCCACUUCUCUCCCGACAUCCUCGCUCUCCUCGACCUCGCCGCUGGAGAGCGUGGCCCAGUCGACGCUGACGCGGCUAGGGAGGCGUAUAUCGAGGGUGGCGCGUGGAACAGCUCGCACAUUGUUGGCCGCAUUCUCGUCUGCCUGUACCAGCUUUCUGUCCGCGCCCCUGCGGCUGUACAGAAGGAAAUCGAGAACCACAUCCGUGACAAGGACUCUCUCAACGUUCUUCUGAGCAAGUGGUACUGGAACCACGAGGUUAUGGAACAGGUGGCCGAUUUCGUGGAGAGCUACCCCGAGACGAAGCUCACUACCGAGAACAUUGACCUGUUGUUCCCCAACCUCGUGUCUGCCGACUCUUCGCUCCGCCGUUCGACCCUUCGUGUUCUUGCCACCUAUACUCGCUCGCGUGCCAAGGACUGCUCUGCAGUCUGGGAUCUGUGCUUCAACAUUGAGCGCUCCGAGAUGUCUCUCAAGAACAUUCGCGAGCGUACCACGAACAUUGCCCGUCUGACAAGGCACGUUGCCAACAUUAAUGAGCCUGCCGAUGAGCUCGCUGCCACCAUCCAGCAUGCUCUCGCCUACCUCGUUGCCCAGCUCAAGGUCAACUUCCGUCCCAUCUGGGCCGAGACUGUUACCUCUCUGACCGCUCUCGCCAAGCAGCGCGCCGAAAUCAUUUGGGAGAUUGUCUGGGCCGAGCUCCAGAAGACCAUCGUCGCCGACCAGACUGUCAUGAGCGACCUUGGCGUGACAAAGCCCGAGUGGACCAAGCAAAAGGUCGAGGAGGAAGAGGAGGACGAUGACGAGGAGCAGGAGUUCCGUUGCUCCGCUCAAGUCACCAAGCGCAACGCCGUUGUUCGCGCGUGGGCUGAGAACAAUGACGCCAACAAGCUCGAUGUCGGAGAGAUCAAGGCCCAGAUUUCGUCUGACCGCCUCGACGUGCUCAGCUACGAGUCACAGCUUCUCGCCGUGCUCACCGCUACGCCUUCCAUGGUUGAGAAGCACACGCGUCUGUUUAUCCCUGUGGCCCUUGCCAUUGCCGGCGCGGACGACUCCACCCCCGUGGCCGUCUCCCACCUGUCCACCCGCCUUCUUCAGGCCCGUACCAUCACCUUCCUUGAGCUGCUUGCCAAGUUUGUCAACCCUAAGGCCGCGUUCCGCUCCACCGAGCUGCAUACGCUCUACCUUGACCUUCUCUCGAAGGGAGAGCCCAAGGUCCAGACUGUGGCCCUCAAGUGUCUCCUCACCUACAAGUCGCCCAACCUUACACCUUACGCCGACCGCCUGAAGAACCUCCUUGAGCAGUCCAAGUUCCGUGAUGAGCUUCUCCACCUCGAGCUCGGCGUCGAGUCGACUGUCAUCGAGGAGCAGCACCGUCCCGAGUUCCUGGACGUCUCGAUUCGCCUUCUGUACGGUAUCAUGAUGAGCCGCCACGCACGUUCCAGCACCGCCCAGGGCCAGGGUGCCAGGAAGCAGGUUGUCCUCACCUCGUUGAGCGGCUGUGCCGCUGGAGAGCUUAAGACCCUCAUUGAUCUCAUGCUGGCUCCCUUCACCAGCUUUGAGGACGUUACCCCUGCAGACCUCGACAGCAUCGCGAUCGUGGCAACUGGUCGCCAGCAGCUUGGUUUCCUUACCUUCCUUCAGGAUGUUCUUCGCUACCUCGGUCCCCAGACCAUGGUGCACUGGAACCGCCUCAUCUCGGCUACCGUUGUCCUUGUGUCGCAGGCCCAGGUUGGCAUUGAUGCCGAGAAGGACGAGGAGGACAAGGACGAGGCCGAAGCUGAGGCUGAGGCUGAUGAGGAGGAGGACGUUGUUGACGACGACGAGAAGGUCGACAAGGGCGCCGCUCCCCUCCGUUCCAUCCGCUCGACUGGUCUCAAGCGCCUCGUGCAGUUCCUGCGCACCAGCGUUGUCGACUAUGACUUUGGCCCAUUCCUCCCUGCCAUCUUCCGCUCGAUUAUCUCGCCCCGUCUCGAGCGUCUCGAGAUUGAGAACACCCAGGCUCCCAGCGGUACCCUCGAGCUCAUUGCCGCCAUGUCGUCCAGCCCUGACAUGGCUACUGCUCUUGUCACCUUUGACGACCGCACCUUGCCCAAGACGUUCGCGUGCAUGACUGCCGUCAAGGUGAAGCCUACGGUGAUUAUCAAGGUGUUUGAUGUCAUUGACACCCUCCUCGACGAGGAAGAGACUGUCCAAGGCGUGCUUCUGCCCCACAUUCGCCCCCUCCUGGACAACAUUAUCCAGCUGGUCGCCUCGCUCCGCGCCUCGGCCAACGAGGACAUUAUGCGCCGCCUGCUGGCCAUUCUUUCGCGCCUCUCUGUCGUCGUCACCGAUGGUACCCAGGCUCAGCAGCUUGCUAUCCUUCUCGGUCCCAUGCUCCGCCAGCCCGGCAAGCAGGUGCCCGAAAAGGCCAAGGUUAACAUCCUCACCACCCUCCAGCGCCUGUACGCCAUCUCGCCCGAGUUUGCCGACCCCACGUCGUCAUUCUUCACCCAGAGCUACGACCUCAUUGCCAACCUCUUCCAGACUCUGUUCAUGCCCUCGUCGCGCCGUGCGCUUGUGGGCGUGUUCCAGACCUUUGGCAAGGCGGACGCGUCUCUUGCGUCCACGGUCGGGAUCGUUUCCGAGCUCAACGCCUACCGUGUCAAGCGCAUGGACGAGCCUGACUUCGACAAGCGCCUCGACGCGUUUGCCAAGCUCAACGAUGACGAGUCGGACACUCUUCCUCAGACUGCCCGCGAAUGGCUGCCCAUCCUCCGCUCGGCCCUCUUCUUCAUUCAAGAGCCCGAGGAGAUGUCAAUCCGCACCAACGCCGGAUCGCUGCUCCGCCGCUUCGUCUCGCUCGUUGGCGAGGCUGAGGAGGGCCCCCUGGUCGACUCGCUCCAGUUUGUGCUCCUCCCCUCCCUCCGUCGCGCCCUGCUCUCCAAGGUCGAGCUGGUUCGUAACGAGGUUCUCCUCGUGAUCGCCCAUGCCGUCCGUGUCUGCACCGGCAUUCCCGUCUUUUCCGAGAUGAGCAUUCUCCUCGGUGACGAUGACGAGACCAACAUUUUCGUCAACAUUGCGCACAUCCAGGUCCAUCGUCGUGCGCGUGCUGUCCGUCGCCUGCGCGAGCAGGUUGUCGAGAGCAACAUUCGUGAACAAACGCUUUCGACCAUCUGGCUUCCUGUCCUGCAGCACAUCGUCUCCGGCUCCACCGACGUCACCGACCACCACCUUGUCAACGAGUCGAUCACUUCGAUUGGUGGUCUCAGCUCCAAGCUUGGUUGGUCCAAGUACAACGGUCUCCUCAUCCGUUUCCUUCGCCUCGGUGGUCCCUCUUCGGGCCAGCAAAAGUUCUGGAUCCGUUGCGUGUCGGCCAUUAUUGACAACUUCCACUUUGACCUCAAGAGCGACGAGACCGUCGGCCAGGACGAAGAGACUAGCGACAAGACCCUCGCUGGCAGCGACAGCACCCUCGACGGCACCAUCGAAGAGACCAUCCAAGAGGAGGUUGAGGAGGAGGAGAAGGCCGUUUCUCCCACCGCCCGCAUCACCGAGGUCGUACUCACCCGCCUGCUCCCGAACCUGGGCAAGUUUGUUGGCGAAAAGUCGGAGACGGACGACUCGGUCCGUGUUCCCCUCGCGCUCGGCAUUGUCAAGCUUGCAUCGGCUCUCCCCGACGACUCGUCCGACAAUGAGAUUCUGCGCGUCAUCAACACUGUCUCGCAGAUCCUCCGUUCCAAGGACCAGGACACUCGUGAUAUUGCCCGUGACACCAUGGGCAAGAUUGCCAUGUUCCUUGGCCCUACAUGGCUCGUCCGUGUGCUCCGUGAGCUCAAGACCUCCCUUCAGCGUGGUCCUCAGAAGCACGUUCUCGCCGUCACUAUCCACUCCAUCCUCGUGCACGCCACCACUGAGGGUGCCGAGCGUUUCGCCAACCUCGACGCCGCUGUCGAGGACGCGGUCAAUGCCGCCGCCGAGGUCAUCUGGGGCGAGAGUGGUAAGGAUGUCGCGACCGACGGCUUCAAGACCAAGAUGCGCGAGGUCCGCGGUGCCGCCAGCAGGGGAAACGACACGUUCCAGCUCAUUGCCCGUGUCGUCUCACCUGCCAAGCUGUCGGCUGUCCUCGCCCCCAUCCGCGAGAUCAUGCACGUCUCGCAGGCCGUCAAGACGAUGCAGCAGGUCGACGAGGUUCUCCGUCGUGUCGCUCUGGGACUCAACGCCAACAGCAUGCUGGGUCCCGCCGACAUUCUCAACCUCUGCUUCUCUCUCGUCAACGGUAACAGCCGCUACCUCAAGCCAAAGAAGAAGGAGGUCAAGGCCGCCAAGACCAACGCCGACCGCUUCACCGUCAACUUGAAGCGCAAGUCGGACGACGCUGAGGACUUUUACCCCCAGAACGCCCACAAGUUUGUCAUCUUCGGUCUCGAGCUCUUUGUCACUGCCUUCCGCCGCGGCAAGUUUGACUUUGACAAUGUCGACAUUCUUUCGCGUCUCGGCCCCCUUGUCAAUGCCAUCGGUAACACGCUCUACUCGCCCAACGCCUCGAUUCUUAUUCUCGGUCUCAAGGCUACCGCCGCUGUUGCCAAGUGCCCCGUGCCCCAGGUCGAUGCUGCCCUCCCCGCGUUCGUGACCAACAUUUUCAAGGUUAUCAAGAACGCUGGUGGCACCGCCGAGGGUGACGUUCCCCAGACCGCCCUGAAGACCCUUGCUGUUCUCAUUCGCGACUGCAAGGCGACCCAGGUCUCUGACGCCCAACUCAAGUACCUCAUCGAGGUUGUCUCGCCUGACCUGGAGGACCACGAGCGCCAGAGUGCCAUCUUCACUGUCCUCCGUGCCGUUGUCGCUCGCCGCUUUGUUGUGCCCGAGAUCUACGACCUGAUGGAGCGCGUGUCGUCCAUCAUGGUCACGUCGCAGAGCACCCACGUCCAGGAACUUUGCCGCGGUGUGCUCAUGCAGUUCCUCCUCGACUACCCCCAGGGUACCGGCCGCCUCAAGUCCCAAAUGACAUUCUUGGCCCGCAACCUGGACUAUGUCUUUGAGAGCGGUCGUGUUUCGGUCAUGGAAGUGCUUGCUGCCGUCUUUAAGAAGUUCUCCGCCGAGCUCCUUGCCGAGUACGCCGACCUGUUCUUCGUUGCUCUCGUCGCCGUUGUCGCCAAUGACGACAGCGAAAAGUGCCGUAACAUGGCCGGCGCUCUGCUCCAGCAACUCUUCAUGCACCUUGAGCCCAAGGGCCAGGACCGUACCCUUGCCGUACUCUCAGCCUGGGUUGGUGGUGAGGAGGACUCGCUCGCUUCCGCCGCCCUCAACGUCUACGGCCUGCUCUGCGAGGCCGAUGGCGCCCCCGAGGGUCUUUUUGCUGCCCUCCCCGGUCUCGUUGUGCCAGUCAUCACCAAGUCGGCCAAGGAGCUCGCCGUUGCCGAGACCACCGACCAGGGGGACUCGGCCUUUGCCCCCGAGAUCACCCUCGACCACGCUCGUCCCCAGGCCGCCCUCGCCGUUCUCGCCAAGGCCCUGCGCAACCCCGCUGUCGCCGAGACUCUCCCCUGGGAGGACAUUGUCGCCCACCUCCUCUUCCCCCACGAAUGGGUCCGUUUCGGCGCCGCUCGUGCCCUUGCCGUUCUCUUUGCUACUGGUGGCGAUGAGCCGCUCACCCUUUUGGGCCCGGACCUCCUGCUGGACAUUUCGCGCAAGAGCUGUAUCCUCCUCGGCGGCAGCCGUGGCGAGGAUGGCGAGGCUGUUGUCGUCGACGCCAAGCUUGCCGACCAGCUCGUCAAGCUCCUGUGGAAUAUUUCCAAGUCGUGGGCUGUGGCCGACAAGGCGGAGCACGCUGCCAAGAAGUCCAAGGCCGUGGAAGACGAGGACGAGGAGAAGGACGACGACGACGAAGACGAGGAGGAGCAGGAGCAGGACGAGUCGCGUCCCGUCAAGGACGAAGACGACGUUACCGGCGCGAUGGAGUCGCCCACUGGCCGUCCCCUCGCGUGGCUCAUGUCGCGCAUGUCCUUCCUCGCCCGCCGCCUCAUCAUCACCCGCCCCGCAGCCAACGACACUGUUCCGGGCCAAGUCCUCCUGUGGACCGGACCCGUCAUGUCGAUCCUGCGAUUCUUCGCCGGUGUGUACGGUACGUUCGACCGUCGCCAGGCCGCCCAUUUCCUUGUGCACCUCCUGUCACCCAUCUACCGCGUUCUCGACGAGGAUGGCGACCUCGCCGGCCUGGACGGCGCCGGCGGCAUCGACGAGCUGCGCCAGCUCGCCACCGAGGUCCGCGACUUUGUCCAGACCCGUGUCGGUACCACUGCCUUCUCGCGGUCCUGGGAACGCCUCCGCCGCCGUGUCGGCGAGGUGCGUGCCGGCCGUCGUGAGAAGCGUGCCCGCAUGGCCGUCUCGGACCCCAAGGCAUGGGCCAAGCGCCAGGAGAAGCGUGGCGAGAAGAAGAAGGAGAGCAAGAAGCGCAAGGUCCAUGCCUUUAUGGACAACAAGGGCAAGCGCUCCAAGCGCAACUAG